UUUUUAGGAGGAAAAUGGAAUCUAUCGUGAAGAAUCCAGGACGAAGACAGAUUUUUUCUAGGAUUAGUUUUUGAUUAUAGAGAAUCCAAACAACCCCUUAUACUCUAAGCUAAAAGAAACUCUCAGCUUGAAGUGCAAAUUAAUUGUAUGCAUUUUUGCUCAGCUCAGAGGAGAAGAAAUUUGUAGUUGUUAGCCAUCAUUUUGAAUGCUGAGUAAUUGAAAGUACCAAGAAAAUGAAUGUUGUAGUAGCAUCUCUUGUGGAACCAUUACAAGUACCAUACAACUACUACUCUUGUAAAAAAUCCCAAAUCAAGAAAAACCCAAAAUGUGUUAUGGUUGCUUCAUCUAGUAGUGGUGUUGGUUCUCUUGUAAUUGAAACCAAUCAAGAUCAGCAGCAGAUUUCCACUUCUACAGAAACCCCAACAACAACCCUAUCGUCAGUUGCUGCUCGUCGACUCAUAUUGCUUCGACAUGCGAAGAGUUCUUGGGAGAAUCGCUCUAUUCGGGAUCAUGAUCGUCCUUUGAGUAGAUCUGGACAACUUGAUGCUAUCAAGGUCUCGCAAAACCUUCUAAAACUGGGCUGGAUUCCACAACUUAUUUUAUCAAGUGAUGCACUGCGAACGCAGGAAACACUGAAAAUAAUGCAGGAGCAAGUUCAAGCCUUUUUGGAAGCUGAAGUACAUUUUAUUUCAAGCUUCUAUUCUGUGGCAGCAAUGGAUGGGCAGACAACUGAGCACCUACGACAAGCAAUAUGUAAAUACUCGAGGGAUGAGAUCUUAACAGUUAUGUGUAUGGGACACAAUAGAGGAUGGGAGGAGGCAGCCUCAGUGUUGUCAGGUGUUACUGUAGAACUAAAGACUUGUAAUGCUGCUUUGCUUGAAGCCACUGGGAAGUCGUGGGAAGAGGCAUUUUCUCUGGCUGGACCUGGAGGGUGGAAGCUUCAAGGGCUUGUGAAGCCAGACACUGUUGUUUAGACAUGUCAGCUUAAGGAGUAUAUAAUCAGCCAUUUGAGGGACCAACAGCCCAGAAAAGGCCGGAUUGAAGCAGAGCAAAUUACAAAUUUUCGGUUGAUUGAUGCAAAGCUUAUUCAGGUAUCUUACUGGUAACCCACCGCGCAGGCCUUGCAUGCUCAAGGGAUAACAUUAGUAAUAUUUCAGAAGCAUCACUUGGUGUUUCACUUACGAUCGGGCUGGUCAUUCUGAUAUAUUUAUUUUGUACAAAAAGUUUAUUUUCGCUCAAAUCUAGACGCCUAUGGCAACUAUCUCAAUUGUAGAACAACUUGUUGGGUAAUUCAAGCCAGAUGGACAGCUUGUUUUGCUAAAUUUACACCCAUGUAAUGUAACCACUAUGUAGAGGAACAAUAUUUUUGUAAA
Solanum tuberosum (potato) is the source of this 1373-nucleotide messenger RNA. RefSeq lists its product as uncharacterized. The record is from RefSeq and is a predicted model, not a curated record. Lineage: Eukaryota; Viridiplantae; Streptophyta; Magnoliopsida; Solanales; Solanaceae. The transcript has 5 exons. Bases 234 to 974 code for a protein of 246 amino acids.